Onychostoma macrolepis is the source of this 3087-nucleotide messenger RNA. RefSeq names its product cocaine- and amphetamine-regulated transcript 3 (gene cart3). Gene Ontology annotation, molecular function: neuropeptide hormone activity. Gene Ontology annotation, biological process: negative regulation of appetite; adult feeding behavior; positive regulation of MAPK cascade. Bases 2519 to 2872 code for a protein of 117 amino acids. The record is from RefSeq and is a predicted model, not a curated record. The transcript is spliced from 4 exons. NCBI's taxonomy places the organism in Eukaryota, Metazoa, Chordata, Actinopteri, Cypriniformes, Cyprinidae.
CACUUAGAUCAUCCUAACAACACUGCUGAUGACUGGCUGGAGAGUCAUGAAUGAACCUUCAUGAUUGUGCGUAUACAAACAACCUCCUUCAGUGGCUCGGGAAGUUUGUUUCUAGAGGCCAAUAAUCUUAAUGGGAACUUAAAGGUGAGAGUUUAUUAUUAAAAGAUGUCAGACUUCCUUUGUUGUGGCUGUUUGGCAGAAGAUAUGUUAUUUCCUCAACUUAAAUCAGAGCCAAACCUUAUUAGAGGGUGGCAAACCUCCGCCACACUGAAAGAUUACAGCAAACUACCAUUUACAAACUGUCAAGUCAAAUUGUGAAUGAAGUCUGCCUGCACAACAGCAGCAAUGCUUAUGAGAAGUUUACCGCAACUGCCAGUGUGUAUUUUAGGUUAUGUUCCUUUCAGCCAUUCUCACACUUGGUCUGGAUUUGACACCCUGUGGCAAUCCUGUCCUAUCCAGUAAUCAUCUUUUCAAAAAUGGUCUACACUGUUUUGACAGGAAUGACACCCUCAGGACCUUAUUUUAGCAGUGUGGAGAAAUGUUAUGCGAAUAAUGACCGUGAAAAGUGAAAUGUUUUGCUGGUGUUAAACCAUUGACAUGCGUCCUUAUGCAUAUGAACUAUCUUCCUGCACAAAAUUGAAUAAUUUUUCUUGGAAGAAGAUGAAAAUAGAGCUCAUUUGACAUGAGUGGUGAGCAAAACUACCCCGACAGUGGUCGUAUUAAUAAACAGGUAACCGUGCUGAGGGAAAAGUUUCUGACAGGCAAUAAUACAUGUGGUAAUUGGAAUGAUAUGACUCAUGCAGCCCACAGAGCAGUCUGACGGACCUGGUUUGAUUCCUGCCUCUAACCGACAAAAGAUCCUCAUGAAGCAACUAAGACUGGAUCAAAGCGAGGCUUGGCUUUGCAUUAAUCAGCAGGAAACAACAAAAUAACACAUUCUGUGCCUAGAAUAGGAUUAAUCAACAAAAACGGACAAGCAUCUUUUAUAGCAGCCACUUCUAAAUGAAUUAGUUGGCCAUUGAAAAUAUAUUAACUAACUCCAUUCUUGUGUACAGGACUUUGGAUAUAAGAAAAAUAGCAUUUUUUAUUUUGUCUAACAUAUGUUGUGCAUUCAUAAUGACACAUCCAUGUCAAGACUGACUACAUUCUGACAGAGCACAUUCAUGAAUUAUAAUACUUUUGCACUGCACAUGUGUUGGAGGGUGUGACUCUUGCAGUUCUGAUCAAGCCUCAUCUGGAUUCUGAACUGGAUUUUAGUGCAUCGCUCAUCCCAUAAACCUUUCAUGUACAGAUUUUUUUUUUUUUUUUUAAUUGAGCAAUAAUAAUGUUGUUUACAACUUUAAACAAGCUAAAAAAUUUAGCUUGUUUUGCAGGUUUUCUUUUUGGCAAACUACUGAUGUUCCUUUUUCAAUAAAGGCUGUGCCUGCUACACAAAUUGCUGACAAACCUGAGAUGAAUGCAAGCAGGACAGCUGGUAGAGGGACACUUAAGCUUCACCAUCUUUAUCACAAAUGUGUACAUUCUUCCAUUACUAAAAAUAAGUGUUAUGGUCAUGCUAAACUUAAAUGCACUGUUUUUGUUAAGUGAAUACAGAUAAAGUGGGCCUCUUUCAAAUAAUUUGUCAUUGGAAUUUUUAAAAUAUGUUCAAAAUAGCUACAUUAAUGUCAUCCAUAAAAGAAAGAGUGGGGUAAGUUGUCACAUGGGGAUUUUUAUUUUAGUUUUUGUUCUAAUUCUUUACUAAUUUACCAUAUUACCAUAAUACUUUACUAAAGCUGUUGGGUAACAAGCGAACACAGUAAAAUCACAUUAGUAAAGCUCAAGAUUUUAACUGAAACUUAUAAAAAAUAUGUCCUCUGAACAACAUUAUUUUUAUAAAUUGCAGGUUGGGCAAAAAGUGAUGUUUCAAAUGUCAAAUUUUGCUGUUUUAUUUAUUGUUUUGCGUUUAAAAUACCCAGUUUAAACCAGAUUCAGUCAUAUAUAUUUUCUCCCAGUCUGUUGGCUGGUUCUAACUGGUUUUGGGCACUUUUAAUUGUUUAAUGUUUGAAUAACUGUCUCUUCUUUCCUCCAAUAUUUUCCUAUAUAUAAAGUAAUUUACAAAAAUAAACCUGAUGUAAACAGUGUUAUAACUAGCCCCAUCUUCCCUUUUCCAAAGUGGAUCUGAAAUCUGUUUCAUACUGCUUUUUAUGUAUCCAACUUGACUAAAAAAUCAAUUAAAAAAUCAUGCUUAAACAAUCAAAAAACAAAAUCAUAUAAUACUUUGUAAACAUUUCCAGCAUAAGGCUUGUUUUCCUCCCCUCAGACGUCUUUCUGUCUUGUUUUGGACAUAAACUCGCCAGCUUUACGCAAUGAGUCAUCGUCGGAGUCCUUAUUACGCAUGGACAAAAAUCAAUGUGUAAGGUGGAGCAAAAGAAGGAGCGAAGUGAGUGGUGUGUCAGCGGAGCAGAUAUAAGGUGAUUGGACCGCGGGAAGCGAGUGUUCACUUGAAUCUCAGUGCAGAGGACGCGUCUUGGCUGUGACCAUGGAGAGCUCCAAACUCUGGACCACAGCGAUGGCAUGCGCUGUGCUGGUGUCCUGCAUUCAGGGUGCUGAAAUGGACUUUGACAACGAAUCCGACUUAGAAACGAGAGCUUUGAGGGAGUUUUACCCAAAGGACCCGAAUCUGACCAACGAAAAGCAGCUCCUCGGGGCUUUACACGACGUUCUGGAGAAACUGCAGAGUAAACGCAUCUCACUUUGGGAAAAGAAGUUUGGGCGCGUUCCUACAUGCGACGUUGGGGAGCAAUGCGCCAUCAGGAAAGGAUCAAGAAUCGGCAAAAUGUGCGACUGUCCACGUGGAGCGUUUUGCAAUUACUUUUUGCUGAAAUGUUUGUAAAGAUAAAAAACGGAUUGUGAAUUGGAAAUAUACACAUGAUCUUGCAGAUAUUUAUACAUUAUGUGAUUUCUAUUUUUAUGAUUAUGAAGUGCAAUGAGAAGAACAGAUGAAUUUGAAAGAUUGUUUAAUUAUUUGCUGCUCUUGAUGUGUAUUUAAACCUGAAUAAACUGUGUGGACUUUUGUUUUCUAAGGCAGUCUGUGUGUUUCCUCUAGUU